UCCCGCUCAUCACAUCCCGCCUCUCUCUCCUCACUCGUAUACACAGUACAUAUCCACUCUCCAUAAUCUCCCGUCUCUCAUCCACUUCUUCGCAAAUCUUUCCCUCUCUCCACAAAUCUCUCCCCCUCUCUCCUCAGCUCUCUCUCUAUGGCUCUCAAGCGAGAGGCACCAAGAUCCAACGGCGAAGACGCCGAACCACAAAAAUCAUCUCGAUCUUCAAAGAGAUCGAAAAGCAAGGCAAUCAAAGACGAAGCGGAGGAGUUCGUUUUACAGAUUAGCGACGCCGAGAACGAAGACGAGGCGCAGGUAGAGAGCAACGGAGAGCAAGGCCUCGCAAAGUUGAAUAUUGUGCGGAAACCCAAGCGAGUGGAGACCGAAGAAGAGAGCGUUUUUGUCGGCGAGCCUAUCGAUGCCGACGAAGCUAAGCGUCGAUGGCCUGAUCGUUAUCUUGCUCAGACAGGAGGAGAUGCAGAGGCUAAGAGAUCAUUAAGUAAACCAGAGAAAUGUCAAGCUCGUAGACACUAUAAACAAGCACUCGUUGAUGGGCGUGUAUCUUUUACUCUCGGAGAUGAUGCUCAUGUCAUGGCUGGUGAUGGAGAAGAUAAUUAUAUAUGUAGGAUCAUUGAAAUGUUCGAGGGAGUCGAUGGCGAACCCUAUAUAACUGCUCAAUGGUUUUACAGGGCCAAAGAUACAGUAAUAAAAGAUUGCUCAGAUCUUAUCGACAAAAAACGAGUAUUCUUGUCUGAUAUUAAAGAUGACAAUAAUCUGGAUUGUUUACUCGAAAAGAUUAAAAUUGUUCAGCUUUCCCUGAAUGAUGAUUCUGAUACUAAGAUGAGGACUGUUGCAAAAUGUGACUACUACUAUGACAUGUUGUACCAUGUCCCGUUUUCAACAUUCCUAAACUCCAAACAUGAUGAUGCUGAAGACAAAAAUGAAUCUGGUUCAACAAUCUCAAGUGAGACUGGUAUCCAUCAAGAUGAAGAGAACAAGAUUCCAAAAGAAAUGAAGUUGUUGGACCUAUUUUCAGGAUGUGGUGCCAUGUCAACUGGACUGUGUCUUGGUGCUAAUUUGUCAGGUGUUAAACUUGUUACGAAAUGGGCAGUUGACCUAAACCAAUAUGCAUGCCAGAGCUUAAAACAUAACCAUCCUGAGACAGAGGUUAGAAAUGAGAAAGCUGAAGAAUUUCUAGCUCUUCUGAAAGAGUGGCAAAGACUUUGUGCCUAUUUUUCAUUAAUUGAAGAUAAGGGCUCUUCAGAGAAAUAUGUACCUCCUGAGAUUACAAGCAAUGAUGAAGAUGACGAGGAUGAAGUACAAGUAGAUGAUGAGGAAAUUUUUGAGGUAGAGAAGAUCUUAUCCAUAUGCUAUGGGCUUCCUGCUGGGCAGAAAGAACCUGGACUAUAUUUUAAGAUUCGCUGGAAGGGAUAUGGAGAAGAUGAAGACACAUGGGAGCCAGAAGAUGGCUUAAGUGGUGCUCAGGAUAAACUUAAGGACUUCGUCACAAAUGGCUUCAAUUCAAAGAUUCUCCCUUUGCCUGGUGAUGCUGAUAUCAUAUGUGGAGGUCCUCCAUGCCAGGGAAUUAGCGGAUUCAACCGAUUCAGAAACUCCAAAAAUCCUUUAGAAGACCCGAAAAACGAGCAACUUCUGGUUUACAUGAAUAUUGUGGAGUAUUUGAAGCCAAAGUUUGUGCUAAUGGAAAAUGUUGUUGACAUAGUCAGAUUUGCUAAAGGUUUUCUUGGUAGAUAUGCAUUAGGCCGCCUUGUUGGCAUGGAUUACCAGGCCCGCUUGGGUAUGAUGGUUGCAGGGGCUUAUGGCCUCCCUCAGUUUCGCAUGCGUGUGUUCUUGUGGGGUGCACAUCAUACAAUGAAGCUGCCUCAGUUCCCAUUACCCACUCACAAUGUUGUUGUGAGAGGACAUUCUCCGCUGGAAUUUGAGUCAAAUGCGGUUACCUACGAUGAAGGUUGUGUUCCUAAAUUACAGGACAAAUUGUACUUGGGGGAUGCCAUUUCUGAUCUUCCAGCUGUGGACAAUGAUGAACCCCGUGAUGAGAUGCCAUAUGGGACUGAUCCCAAAACUGAGUUUCAGAAGUUCAUCAGAUUAAGGAAAGAAGACAUGUUAGGUUCAACACCACCACUGCUAGCACAGUCAAACAACCUUCUUUAUGAUCACCGUCCUCUUAAAUUAAACAAUGAUGAUUAUGAGCGAGUUUGUCAUAUACCAGUUAAAAAGGGUGCCAAUUUUAGGGAUCUUAAAGGGGUCAGAGUUGGACCUGAUAAUAAAGUGGAAUUUGACCCUGAUGUUGAACGUGUUCUUUUGUCAUCGGGAAAGCCUUUGGUUCCUGACUAUGCAAUGACAUUUGUGCGAGGAACCUCUCCUAAGCCAUUUGGGAGAAUAUGGUGGGAUGAGACAGUACCUACUGUGGUUACGAGAGCUGAACCUCAUAAUCAGAUUAUUAUUCAUCCUGAGCAAAAUAGAGUGCUCACCAUCAGGGAGAAUGCUAGACUGCAGGGCUUUCCUGAUUAUUACAAGCUUUUCGGUCCUAUCAAGGAGAGGUACAUUCAAGUGGGCAAUGCCGUUGCGGUUCCGGUGGCAAGAGCCCUUGGAUACUCAUUAGGAUUAUCAGUCAAAGGCAGCAGCUCUCCAUCUCAACCUUUAUUCACUUUGCCAGCAGGAUUUCCUAAUUGCCAGUCUCAUGUUUCUGAUGAAGCUUGAAACACAAUCUCUUUAUUCAUGUAUUGUUGUGUUAGUUAUCGAUUGAUCUCUCCUUGAACAUUAAUUUGAUCUUAAUGUGGGUCUCUGGGUGGAAUACAAAGUAGGAAAAGAAUUAAAUCCUCCAGGGGAUUCCAAAGAUGUCUAAUUUUUUUUAUUAUGCAAUGCAAACUAUAUGUUAUGCUCGACAAGAUUCUCUGAAACCAUUCAAGGUUAAAAACAAUAAAUAAUAUAUAUUGUAAAAUUAAUUCAUGAUGUCA
Molecule: messenger RNA, 2966 nt
Organism: Daucus carota subsp. sativus
Lineage: Eukaryota; Viridiplantae; Streptophyta; Magnoliopsida; Apiales; Apiaceae
Product: DNA (cytosine-5)-methyltransferase 1
Exons: 21
Coding region: 148-2709 (853 amino acids)
Biological process (GO): negative regulation of gene expression via chromosomal CpG island methylation
Cellular component (GO): nucleus
Molecular function (GO): DNA binding; chromatin binding; DNA (cytosine-5-)-methyltransferase activity
Source: RefSeq, a predicted model, not a curated record